UCUGAUCACUUUAUAAAAAUAAAAACAUGCAUUUGUAGUAAUUUCUUCUAGAAUCGGAAUAGAUUCCACUAGUAGAUUCUGUAAUCAACUAGAUUACACAAAAAAACUAAACUUAACACAUAAAUCUAGAAGUGAGUACAUCCCAAUAUUCUGUUAUCCUUCAUCUUCAUCAGCCUCAUUCAAUCCCACUUCUCACCACCUUCACAUAAAAUGCCCACCAUUACUUUAACUAGAACAGCGCCGCAGAGACCUCCGUGCCUCAGCCUCUCCUCGGCCACCUCCGCCGCAGCUCCCCUGCAAAGAUCCAAUUUUUGCUUCACUUUGUUGGGUUUUAAGCCGAAGCGCUUCCAUUUCUUGAAGCCAUGUUCUGCACUAAGAGAAACCAAGAAGUCACUGCAGCAAACGCUUCCCAAGACUCCCAACUCAGCUCCACAGAGCCUCAAGAGAUUCUUGAAUUUAAACCCCAAGAUUGAGAAUGGUGAGAAUAGGGGUGGCGAUGCAGCGGAGGAGGAGGACGCCACCGCCGCGGUUAAAGGCACAAUCUUGGCGGGACUUCUGCUUGUGGGCGUUGUUGGUGGAUUUGGGGUUGUUGGAUAUGUGUAUAGAGAGCAGAUCAAUGCUUUCUUAACCCAGUUUUCUGGCUUCGUUGAAGGCUACGGUGCAGCGGGAUAUGCUCUUUUCGUUGCAGUUUAUGCAGGAUUAGAAAUUCUUGCAUUACCAGCCAUUCCAUUGACUAUGUCCGCUGGUCUUCUCUUCGGCACGUUUACUGGGACAAUUAUCGUCUCUAUUAGUGGCACGGUUGCAGCCAGCAUCGCGUUCCUAAUUGCCAGAUAUUUUGCUCGUGAACGAAUUCUAAAGCUUGUUGAAGGGAACAAGAAAUUUCUUGCAAUAGACAAAGCCAUUGGGGAAAACGGUUUUAAGGUUGUUACUCUGCUCCGUUUGAGCCCGUUGCUGCCAUUCUCUCUUGGAAAUUACCUCUAUGGACUUACAUCAGUCGAAUUCAUCCCAUACGUCUUGGGAAGUUGGCUAGGUAUGCUCCCAGGUACAUGGGCAUAUGUGAGUGCUGGCGCUUUUGGUCGAGCUAUACUUCAAGAGGAGUCUGAGCUAAGAGGGCUAACCGGAGGGAACGGACAGCUAUGGACACUUGGGAUUGGGCUAUUAGCGACGGCGCUAGCAGCAACGUAUGUGACAAGGCUGGCCCAGGAUGCUGUGAAAGAUAUCGAGUAGAUAAGGUGGAACAUGGCAUCAAAUGUUGAUAGAUACCAUGUAUAUAUUGAGAACUACUUCAUCAACAAAAUACUACUAGUAUCUUCUCCAUAAUUAGUAUGAUUCUGCUAUACUAGUUUUUUUUUAAUCUACUUUCUUCACAUUUUUUAAACUGUGCUCGAAUCAAAAUGAGCAUACAUUACAGAUA
Molecule: messenger RNA, 1414 nt
Organism: Salvia splendens (bonfire salvia)
Lineage: Eukaryota; Viridiplantae; Streptophyta; Magnoliopsida; Lamiales; Lamiaceae
Product: TVP38/TMEM64 family membrane protein slr0305
Exons: 7
Coding region: 211-1227 (338 amino acids)
Source: RefSeq, a predicted model, not a curated record